GAGUGAGUGAGUGAGUUUCCUUGUAUCAGAAUGAAUGACCGUGUAUUUCUUGUUUUUAUUACCAUCUGUCAGGAGUCAGGACUAGCGACCAUUCAUAAAUUCGUUACAGCCGGUAUACCGAGUUGAUGGUAUGUUUAUCUCCCAAUAUCCUUGCAUCCCAUGCUAUAUACCUACUCAUAUGUCAACUGUUUCACCAGAUAUGAGAUAAAGAGUAACCGGACAGAGAUAUACAGAGAGAGCAGACUGCAGCAUCGCAAAUAGUAGCCACAUGUAGCACGAAAUAACAUAUCAGCUGAUGUAUACUUGAGCUGAAUCUGCAUUCUUGGUUACCGUCUUUUGGGGACUUCUAGCAUUUCUGUUAAUGCUACAAACAGCUACAAGUAUGUUAUUGUCCUCUGCACUGAUCACCACUGCCUCUGCAGCUGCUGUUAGGAGUCAACAAAUUUCUCCCUUGUAUAUUCCAGCCAAAAUUGAACCAGUACCUCUAUUGCUUUAUUGACUAAUAAGGAAAUAAUGGAUCAAAUACAGCUAAUUCAUGGCAAGUUCAGGCUACACACGAGUUUUGGUUCAUCUGAGAAAGACCUCUGCAGUGGAAUCCUACCAAAAGGCCAAGUUUAGUGAAUGUAUAUUAGAUUUCCUGGGAUUUUGUGGAGAUGGCAUGGUGGAAUGUCACUUAGAAGACAACAGACUUCUCAUUCAACCUUCUGCGAUGGCGAACACUUUGGAGAAUACAAAGAUGGCUACAAAUGUGAAGAAAACUCCCUCUUAUAAACUGGUGCACCCACCAUUCUGCCCUGUUCAGCAUCUUGAUGAGGAUGGAAUAGCAUCAUUAGACCCAGAAAUCUAUAACAGAGGUGUAGAUGUUGGAGUUGCAGUCAUUCUUGAAUCAAGUGAUAAUCGUUUGCUAUUGACUCGGAGAGCACCCCACAUGAGGACAUUUCCGAAAACAUGGGUCCCUCCAGGAGGCCACAUAGAGGAAGGAGAGACUUUAGAAGAUGCUGCGCUUAGAGAGUUAGAAGAGGAAACAGGUCUUGUUCUCACACCUACUGAGAAAAAGACUAGUAACAUUUUAGGUCUCUGGGAAUCAGUUUAUCCUCCUGUGCUUCCAAUGGGCCUUCCCAAGAGACACCAUAUUGUUGUCUACUUGCAUAUAGUACUUGACAGGACAUCACAGGAUUUGCAGAAUAACUUCAAGUUAUGUGGAGAGGAGGUAGAUGCAGCUGUUUGGUUGUCAGAAGAGCUUGUCAGGCUGUCAGUGUGGAGAAAUGAUAACAGUUCUGAUGCAGCUGAUGAAUUGCCUGUCAAGAAUGAAGAGAUUCCAAUAACCUUGGUUAAUCGUACUGGAGAACAUGCAUCUGGUUAUCUUGAUUCAGAAAUUUUGAAAGAGAAGACAUCCAAUGAGGACUUGAAAAGGGAGAGAGUCAGCACUGGAAGCAGGUAUGCUUUGGCCUUGUGGUUGGAAAAAAAAUCAUUAAAUGUGAAUAGAACAUCAGGUAGCCUUCAGAAAGAUUUAUACAAACAAUUUCUUAUGAAGGAUGAUCAUGCUAAAGAAAUUGAUACAUCCAAAGCGUCAAACUUGUGAUUAAUUGUCUUUUAUUUGUGUCUACACCAAAAUCAGUGUACACCAUCAAAUAUUUUAAAUUUCUCUGUGAAGGUAUUAGUACCAUGCAUUUGUAAAAAUUAUUUAAACUUGUUAGGUAGUAUAGUUAUGUAGAACAUAGGUCAUAACCAUUUUUUGGUGGCACAGACAAGGCCAUUAAAAUGUAUAUAAAUAUACUAAUUUUAGGUGCACAUUAAUUUUACUUUUGCAUUUGGUGCAAGAUAUAACCUCAGGGAUUUUAAACCUGUGGAUGCAGGGAGGGCAUAUAUGAAUAUAAUUACAAUACAUUGAUUUUAUUUAUAAGUAAAUAUCUCUACAAGUGAUUACUCACUAAGGGGUCAUUUACUAAGCCCAUCUGAUCUACCUCAUUUAUAGAAAAGGUAUAAAUUUCAUCAGAAAUACAUGUAUUUCUGAUGAAGACGUAAUCGAAACCGGUCAAAUACAUCUCUUGUAUUGUGAAGAUAUCCAGUCUCAUUCAUACCUUUUCUACACUCUACAUUUGUCAACAUGGAUACGGUUCUACCUCAUUUAUCCAAUUCUUUAAAUUUUGGAAAGAAUUUUUUUUCUAUUAUUACAACCAGUAUUAUUAAUAAUGUUAUAUUGAUACUAUUAAUGAUAAUAACAUCAUUAUUGUUAAUAACAAUAGUAAUAGUAUUGGAAGUAAAGACUAUUCCUUUUUUAAUCAUGGAAUGUGGUAAACAGGUGGACAGGUAGGUCUAGUAAUCACUUCCUUGGUAAUCCAGCACUUGUGAAGUUACAUAUAUGUAAACAGAACUGACAAAACAAAACUACAGUGGAGAGUGCAUUUAACUGACACUAGUGAGAUAAUAUUAUUGUAUUGUACAUUGCGGCAACAAAAGAAUAUAUGUUACCAAAUAAAAAAACAUUGUUUAUAAGGCUGAUCACAAGAUGAGGAAAAAACUAGCUGAUGAAACAAAAAUUGUUAGUAAAUGAUUAGUCAUUUGUUAAUUAUGUGCUUCAUGUUUAGUAUGGCUACUUUCAAGGACACAUCCUAAUAUUUACAUUGUAUAUAAUAUGUAAAUAAAUAUAAAGAAAAUAUGAAUUGUUUCUAAUUUUUGUAUUAAAAUUACAAAACUUGUUAUGUUAUUUCAUGUAAAGAAGUAUACAAAGUACUCUUUGCUUUAUAAUUACUAUAAAAGUGUAAAAUUUCAUUUUGGUGAAUGGACAAUUACAGAGCUAUGAAAAUAUUUUAGAAAAAAGUAAGGAAAGUAAAAAAAAUCAUAUAUAAAGCAAAGAUGUGUGCUGAAUACAAAUUUUGCAACACAUUACUUUACCCAGUAUGAAAUAUAUCUUUUUCCAUAUUAUGUGGCACAUAAUUUCAAUAUAGAUUCAUGGAGGUUGUGAAACAUGCAAACUCUGUCAUUACUGAUAUUUCCCCCUAAUCCCUUGCUCACUGUUGUCUUGGGAGUUUUAGGAGAAUAAGGCCCAAGGUAGGGGAUCAUCCCUUACCUAAGAUAUAAGCCCUUACCUCAACUAAUUGUGCAUGGUCUUUUCUUUUCCCCCUUUACCUUUUCUUCUCUUCUUCAUCCCCUUCUGUUCACUUCCUAAGGUGUGAGAGCCGUGCUGAAAGGAUGAAAGGCUGGUUUUGCCAAGUAUUGCUGUUUUUGAAUACUCCGCUAAUGACCUUAGAUGUUGACGAGGCAGAACAUUUUUAAAAAUGAGAUAAAUUACUGAUAUUUAUGGUAAAUCAAAUAACUUGCUGAUAUCCAGUACAUU
This is a messenger RNA of Penaeus vannamei (Pacific white shrimp), 3337 nucleotides long. The record is from RefSeq and is a predicted model, not a curated record. Lineage: Eukaryota; Metazoa; Arthropoda; Malacostraca; Decapoda; Penaeidae.